Messenger RNA from Solea solea (common sole), 1177 nucleotides. It is a transcript of the gene tm4sf5, whose product is annotated as transmembrane 4 L six family member 5. The coding region runs from base 221 to 823 and encodes 200 amino acids. Gene Ontology annotation, cellular component: membrane. NCBI's taxonomy places the organism in Eukaryota, Metazoa, Chordata, Actinopteri, Pleuronectiformes, Soleidae. The transcript has 5 exons. The record is from RefSeq and is a predicted model, not a curated record.
ACACAUGGUCUGAAAUCAGAUGUGAGUGCUGCACCAAUACCGUGGCCUUUGUUCCCUCUCUCCUUCCUGCUGUCACUGUGUUUGACUUUCACCGUGUGAGCUGCCUCUCGCCCUCCGUUGUUUUUGGUUUCACCCUCUCUUUACUGACUUCGAGAACAAGGUGAAGUACUCAGGAGGACAGGGAGCAGCAAAUAGGUGAAGAAAGAUAAAACCAUAAAGUAUGUGCUGUACGGGGAAGUGUGCUCGCCUGGUGGGCUUGAUCCUGCUGCCCACGGCCUUUAUCUGCAUGAUCGCCAACUUGCUGCUGUUCUUCCCUGAUGGGAAGAAUCUGGAAACUGACCAGAUCUCCUUACAGGUCUGGCUUAUGGGGGGACUCAUUGGAGGAGGCCUCUUUAUGUUGUGUCCGAGCUGUUCUGCUAUCAGGGCCGGGGGCAAGGGUUGCUGUGGAACAGGUUGCUGUGGCAACCGUUGCCGGAUGUUGGGCUCUGUGUUCUCCUCUGCCUUUGGCCUGGUGGGAGCCAUCUACUGCACCAGUGUGGCAUCUGCAGGUCUGGCAAUCGGACCCAAGUGUCAGAUAGCCGGUGACGUAUGGUCGUACCCUUUUGAAACUACGGGUGAUGGCAGCUACCUUGUGAACCAGACCAUGUGGACAAUAUGCGAGUUCCCCAAAAAUGCAGUUAUGUGGCACGUCGUCCUGUUCUCCAUUCUGCUGUCCAUGGGUGUCCUGCAGCUGGUGCUCUGCGGCAUCCAGGUGGUCAACGGCUGCUUGGGAUGCAUCUGCGGAGACUGCCGCGACAGCAAAGAUGAUGAAGGUGGACUGUGAACGUGAGGAAGACCCCCCCCCCACCCCCACCCCCAAUUAAACCUGUGUUUACAACAGGUAGAUGAAGCAGACUGAGAUUUUCUUUUGACAGCACUUAAGCCUUCCUCCAUUAGUUUUUUUAUCCAUGAUAAUGGUUUGUGUGAAGUACUGCUUUAUAUAGAUGACAUUGAAAAUAAUUGUCCAUAAUAAAUGUCCAUAUUGACUGGUUCAUUGGACUUAUGUGGAUGUAAAUGUAUAAUUCAAAUAAUAAUGUGAUGAUGAGACAAUAAGAACUGUUGAAUGUGAAAUUCCUCGGAGCAAGUACAGCUUUUGUUUCAUCUGAUCUUCAAGAUUAAAAACCUAUUUCCUGAUGCA